UUUGGCCAAUCUUAGUUAAAUGGAAAUAAAUUGUUUUAAAACUACUCAGGUCUGGAAGGAAAGAUAUCUAUAUGGAAACUGGCUUUGUUUGGGGGAAGGAAUGGAUUAUAGAUGUUUUCUAUUUUCUGCUUUUUUCAUAUUUAUAUUUUCUGUAAUGACAAGUAUUGCUUUUGUAAUAAGGAAAGGAAGCUUUAAAUUAUCCUAUUUCUAAAGUUUGUGAUCUACCUAUAAAUAGGUGAUUAAAAGAUAAAGAUUAUAUUUGUUAUGAAUUCUGUGAGUUUUUAUUAUCCAAUGUUAUGAAUAAGUCUUUAAGGAAUAUUCUUAAAGUUUCUUGAUGUUUUUAUUUUAUAGAUGCCAUAUUUUAAUCUUGUGAAGAGUUUAACAUCCGCUUUUCCAUAUGUAUAUAGUAUAUCACGGUUUUAUCACACAACACCGGCAGUGUGCUGUUGUAGCAAAACACAGAGCGGUGAGAAAUACACCGAUCCUUUCAAACUUGGGAGGAGAGAUUUGAAAGGUCUGUAUGAGGACAUUAGAAAGGAACUGCUCAUAUCUACAACAGAACUUAAGGAAAUGUCUGAGUACUACUUUGAUGGAAAAGGAAAAGCCUUUCGACCAGUUAUUGUGGUACUAAUGGCCCGAGCAUGUAAUAUUCAUCAUAAUAAUUCCCGAGAUGUGCAAGCCAACCAGCGCUCCAUAGCCUUAAUUGCAGAAAUGAUCCACACUGCUAGUCUGGUUCACGAUGACGUUAUUGAUGAUGCAAGUUCUCGAAGAGGAAAACACACAGUUAAUAAGAUCUGGGGUGAAAAGAAGGCUGUUCUUGCUGGAGAUUUAAUUCUUUCUGCAGCAUCUAUAGCUCUGGCACGAAUCGGAAAUACAACUGUUAUAUCUAUUUUAACCCAAGUUAUUGAAGAUUUGGUGCGUGGUGAAUUUCUUCAGCUAGGGUCAAAAGAAAAUGAGAAUGAAAGAUUUGCACACUACCUUGAAAAGACCUUCAAGAAGACUGCAAGUCUGAUAGCCAACAGUUGUAAAGCAGUCUCUGUCCUAGGAUGCCCUGACCCAGUGGUGCAUGAAAUUGCCUAUCAAUAUGGAAAAAAUGUGGGAAUAGCUUUUCAGCUAAUAGAUGAUGUAUUGGACUUCACUUCAUGUUCUGACCAGAUGGGCAAACCAACAGCAACUGACCUGAAGCUCGGUUUAGCCACUGGCCCUGUCUUAUUUGCUUGUCAGCAGUUCCCAGAAAUGAAUGCUAUGAUAAUGAGACGGUUCAGUUUGCCAGGAGAUGUGGACAGAGCUCGACAGUAUGUACUACAGAGCGACGGUGUGCAACAGACAACCUACCUCGCCCAGCAGUACUGCCAUGAAGCAGUAAGAGAGAUCAGUAAACUUCGACCAUCACCAGAAAGAGAUGCCCUCAUUCAGCUUUCUGAAAUUGUACUCACAAGAGAUAAAUGACGACUCUUUCUGUUCUUUCUGGCAGCUAUUUUACCAGACUGUGCCUACAGAAUUUUGUGGAAUACACUUGGUUUGCUUCAUGUGCGGAUAACCAAAAAUCAUUUUAAAAAAGAAUUUCAAUCUUAUUGAUGGGCAGUUUUUUUUAUUGGCAAAGUUUUUCAGAAAACUUUUAAAAUGUAAUUAAAUCAUCUGAAUCUGUCAUUCUGGUCCUAUAAAUUCUAAUCAAGGUAUCUUGAUGGUUAUAUGUGGUAUUGUUUACACUGUUAAUAUAUCCACAUGUAAAGCCAUUACACAAAUAAAUAAUCAAUGUUAAAAUUCAAA
Galeopterus variegatus (Sunda flying lemur) is the source of this 1770-nucleotide messenger RNA. It is a transcript of the gene PDSS1, whose product is annotated as prenyl (decaprenyl) diphosphate synthase, subunit 1. Lineage: Eukaryota; Metazoa; Chordata; Mammalia; Dermoptera; Cynocephalidae. Gene Ontology annotation, cellular component: transferase complex; mitochondrion. Gene Ontology annotation, biological process: ubiquinone biosynthetic process; isoprenoid biosynthetic process. The transcript has 10 exons. Gene Ontology annotation, molecular function: prenyltransferase activity. The coding region runs from base 352 to 1449 and encodes 365 amino acids. The record is from RefSeq and is a predicted model, not a curated record.